AUGGGCAGCGAGGACGUGCUCGUCGAGAUCCACCCCCGCGAGCUCCGCUUCCUCGUUGAGGUGAAGAAGCAGAGUUCAUGUUGUAUCCAUCUUGUUAAUAAGUCAGAUCAAUAUGUCGCAUUCAAGGUUAAAACAACUUAUCCAAAAAAAUAUUGUGUUCAACCAAAUGUAGGAGUUAUUCUUCCAUUGGCAUCACGUGAUUUUACAGUUACUAUGCAAGCGCUAAAGAAUGCUCCACUUGAUUUGCAAUCAAAAGACAAGUUUCUUGUUCAGACCACAGUUGUUCCGUUUGGUACAGCUGAUGAGGGCAUUGUUCCUGCUUUUUUCUCCAAAGAAACUGGUCAAUAUAUUGAGGAGAAGAAGUUGAAAGUUGUCACUGUCAGCAUAACAGAGCCUCAAGUAGAGCAGCUCAUCAAUGGAGUUCCACAUGCCAAGGAAACAGCUGGGGUUCCUGUGACAGAGCAGACACUAGAUAAUGUGAAUGAAGCACCUAAUGUGGUGAACGAAGUUCGUAAUUCUCUGAAAGCAAGCUUUCCUUCUUUAAGUGGAACUGCUACUUUCAAUGAAAAUUCCUCACCUGUAAACGAAUGCCCUACUAUACUGCAAGAUUUUCUAGUCCCACCCAAACAAGCUUCAUUUACUUUGUCGGAAUCUGCUUCCAAUUUGCAAGAAACCUCUGUUGCCUCUAUAGAAACUCAGUUUUCUUCAACAGAAGCAAGUGUAGAUCUGAAAGAAUCUCCACCGCUGGCAUAUACUCCUGCUCCAAGUGAAGUUCCAUCGUUAAGUGAUAAAGAAUCUACCAAUGCUGAUAAUGUUCAUAUACCUCAGGUAACCAAAGAUGUUCAAAAUUUACAGAUGAAACUUAACAAUCUUGAAGUAAAACUUGAAGAGGCUAAAACUUUGAUUGUAAAAUUGAGGGAAGCAAACAGAACUGCCAUCCAAGAGCGGGAUAAAUUGCGGAAAGAGAUGGUAUUCUUGAAAAGGGCGAGCGCUGCACGGAGUCAGUCGAGCACCGGUUUCCCCCUGCUUUUCGUCAUCUACAUGGCAGUUGUUGGCAUUUCGCUCGGUUACCUUCUGCCCCUAUGA
This is a messenger RNA of Miscanthus lutarioriparius, 1086 nucleotides long. The record is from the annotation of a GenBank genome assembly. Lineage: Eukaryota; Viridiplantae; Streptophyta; Magnoliopsida; Poales; Poaceae.